Molecule: messenger RNA, 5263 nt
Organism: Tripterygium wilfordii
Lineage: Eukaryota; Viridiplantae; Streptophyta; Magnoliopsida; Celastrales; Celastraceae
Product: glutamate receptor 1.2-like
Exons: 7
Cellular component (GO): plasma membrane
Molecular function (GO): glutamate-gated receptor activity
Source: RefSeq, a predicted model, not a curated record
AUUUUGCAAAGCGAUUUUAGGAUUAGUUAUCUUCCAAAGUCGAGUCAGAGAAUUGAAUCAGAAAAAAGAAAACUAGCAUCCACGUAAAGAAUUUUCAAUAAUGGAGAACAAUAAAGAUGCUAAUCUUUCUGGGGUCAACUUAAUUUGCCUUGUUGAGGAGAUUGUAUUGUCUGCUGACUUCGGUUUCUGUAGAUGGUUGACCUUUGGCAUUGGAUGAAAUUGAAAAUGUCCUUCCUUCCUGCUCUGCUAAGAUAUUGCUGGAAUCAAAAUGGACAUUUAUAACUCUGGAGGAACAUCCUUACUUGCAUAGGCCAUGGUACAAAUUAUAAAUCCAUGUGGGACCUGCGAAUGGAUGAAGCUGAUGUUGGUUGGGGAUGCUUCUCCGACAAACCUUGAAUCGGUAAUUGAACUUUAUCUUGUGUCCUGGCUCUCAUUUGUUGGGCAGGUGGUUGGACUGAGAAUCCCGUUUAAAAUGUUGAAUGAUAAUAAUCACAUAAGUUGAUUGAUACACUUAGAUCAAGAAACUACCAUGAAACACUUACUAACUCUUCUCAUGCACAUUUGAUCUUGUAUCUUUUUGAGAAGAAAAAUUACAGGAAUUGUAAAGCUGGCUAUCUAUUGUGAUGAAAAAUCACUGCCACCAAUAUGUGUGGCGCGUCUGUGGCGCUCAUCAUGCUCUCAAAUUCUUCGGAUGACAAGCCGCUCAAGAAUCGGGUCCAUAUCUUCACGGCCAUGGCUCCGCCACUGGUUGCCGUGCUUUUGAGGACUGAUUAAUUGGUUUUCGCGGUGAUUCAUUUGUAUGGCUUAACCGAAACACUAUUAUUGUGCGCUUUGAAACAGCAGUGGAAUCGGUUUCCAGCGACGGAGAGAGUGAGGCUUAAAAUAAGGCAAGGUGUGAGAAAAAUUGGGUUUAGGUGGUGGACGUAGUGGAUGCCGAAUUCGGAGUGAGUGUGAAGCAAGAAGGGUCAAUACUUGGUGAAGUAGUUUUACAAGGUAGGUUGGUGUAUCGUGCUGGGAUAUUUCAAGAACCCAGAAGGCACAUGUAUGAGAGUGAACUGGAGGUUCUACACGGGAGAUGUGGGUGUAUGAUCAAAGAUCGAUCAAAGAACAUGAUUAUCAGCGGUGGAGAGAAUCUGAGCAGCAUUGAGGUUGAAUCCUAGCUAUACACGAACCCAGAUGUGAACAAGGCUGCUGUUGUAGCGCAUCCAGACGAGUAUUGGGGGAGACGCCUGUGCAUUUGUGAAUUGUGAGUUUGAAAACUAGGUUGACUCGGAAGCAGAACGAAAAAUCAUGGAGUAUUUCAGAGUAAGGCUGCACAAAUACAUUGUGCGUAAAACAGUGGUGUGAUGUUGUUCAAGGAAAAAUUCAGAGAUUUGUUCUCAGAGAAGUAGCGAGGCCAUGGGUGGUUCAAGUCUGAGUAACUUUUUGAAGACACAAUGCCAAUAAUAAGGCUAGUCUUGUCUCUUAUUAAAUUGAAUGCAAUUAUCCAUAUCUUGAGCUAGCAGCUUGAUUUGGGCUGACUCAAUUGCUUCGACAAUUACCUAAGUUCCCAACGUUCCUCUGAUGGUAUACUAUGAAUCAACCUCGUGGAGUGUUAGCUAGUUAGCUACCGUGUUUAAUCUUGCAUGGAUAGGGUAUACUACAUAGAUCAACCCCAACCUAAAUGGGUGUGCACGUAGGUUUGGAUUACAGAGUUGGCGUGUUGUAGAUGUAUAAGAAAAUAAAUAAAAAGCAAUUUAGUGUGAUCCCUACAUGUGGUAUAGACAGAUGAAAACAAAAUUACAUCGAAACUGUUGUAUGCUCUAUAUCACAGAUGGGAGCUUUAGAGGUUCACAACAAUCUUUCUGGGAUUAGUUAUUGACUUCUAACUUGAAGGAAGGAAAGUAGAUUUUCUACGUUACCAACCUUUGACAACGGUGAAAUGCAAAUUCUAGAAUAUGAAUGGCUUCCCUAGUUCUUCCAUGAAUGAAUUUGAGGAUAUGGUGUCGCUGUUUUUUUUGCAUCAUGAUUACUUUGUUGAUGUUCCUUAGAAAAAUAGUUUUGCACUCAGUUUUGGUGACAUCGUCCCUUAAUUUUGGCCAUUCUAGAGUGCCUAUUAGCAUGACAGUUGCUUCUCAUGUUGUGAUACCCAUGUCCAAUUGACUUAUAAACUAGUCAAGCCCACAGGUUGAAGAGAAUCAAUAACUGUAGAAUAUUGACUAAAACUUAGUGGUUAAGAACUAUCCUAAUCCUAGUAGUAGAACCAGUUAUCAUUUUUAAAAGUCAUUUCUUUAUUAGACCAACUAUCAUAGUCAACUAUAACUGGAUUCCUAUGAUAGUUCUUGGAAAGUGCCCUACAAUAUUGACUUUACUUGCUUAGACUUUUAUUAAUUAUUAGCGGUAUAACAACCUUCUAUUCAGCCAUUUAUAUGUUAUUGCAAGAACAUUAGCAGUAUGGCGAAGGUCAUCUGCUGUCUAAAUUGCUAAUUCCAUUCAGUCACAUGGAGAUUAAUAGGAAGAAACAAUCCUUCCACUCCCUGUUAACUGCUAUUAGCAUUCUUCUUCAUUUUUGUGCCGAAGCCAACAAAGCUCAAGAUGGUUAUCUUGGGGAGGAGUUUCAUGUUGCAGUGAUCCUUGACAUGGGAUCAUUGGAGUGGGAAAUUGUGCACAGCUGCAUGUCCAUGGCAAUUUAUGAUUUCUACAACUUACAUAAUGACUAUGCAACAAGAGUGGUUCUGCAUGCUAGAGAUACUAAAGGUGAACCUCUGCGAGCUCUUCAUGCUGCUCUUGAUCUUGUAGGGAACACAAAGGUAGAAGCAAUUAUUGGAGCGCAGACGUCCAUAGGAGCAAACAUUUUGGCAGAGUUUGGAGAAAAGGCUAAAGUCCCAGUGAUUUCAUUCUUUGCACCAAUCCGUCACUCAACCUCGACCACAUAUCCUUAUUUCAUUCAAGUCAAAGAAAGUGACAGCUCCCAAGUUAAUGGCAUUGCUGCUAUUGUUGAAAAAUUCAAGUGGAAAUACAUCAUCUUUAUUCACGAGGACACAGAUGAGGGAAGAGGCAUUCUACCAUAUUUGGUUGAUAAAUUCCAAAAGAAAAAUAUCCAUAUCUCGUAUAAGAUUGCGAUUUCUGCAUCAUCAAAAGACAAUGAAAUCCUUGAAGAGCUUCAUAAGGUCAUGGCAUCACAAACUGUGGUAUUUAUUGUGCACCUGUCAUAUUUUCUUGCGUCUUCUCUUUGCAUAAAUGCAAAAAGGUUGGGUAUGAUGGGUGAAGGUUAUGCUUGGAUUAUGACCUCCAAGAGCAUGAAUAACUUGCAUUUAAUGAAUUCAUCUGUUAUCCAAUCAAUGCAAGGAGUAAUUGGUUUCAGGUCUCACAUUCCAGCAUCAGAGGAGCUUGAUAAUUUUACUUCAAGGUGGAGGAAAAUAAUUCACACCAAUGACUCCAAUCUGGGAGCAAUGGCGCCUGGUGCAUCUGGUGUAUGGGCAUAUGAUGUAUGUUGGAGUCUAGCACAUGCAGCUGAGCGUGUAAGGUAUAAAGCUCCUGUGAGAAGAAAUCCAGAAAAUAACUUGAAUCUGUGGGACUCAGACAACAUCACAACAGCUAGACUUGGUCCACUACUUCUAAAGGAGAUAUUAGAAAGUGGAGUUCAGGGCUUAAGUGGUAAAAUUCAAUUCAUCAAGGGGAAACUAGCAGCAAACACAUUUGAAAUAGUGAAUGUGAUAGGAAGAGGAGAAAGAACAGUUGGAUUUUGGAGUUCUGAAGAAAAACUAACUAGAGAAUUACAAUCAUCUCAUGAUGGUAGAGUUUUAUCUUCUACCAGUAAACUUUAAGACAUCAUUUGUCCUGGAGGAUCUGCAAACAUUCCAGAAGGUAGGAUGAUGCGAAUGAGUAAUAAAAAGCUAAGAGUUGGCAUUCCUGUAAAAACAGGGUUUAAGGACCUGGUUGACUUUGAACGCGAUCCUCAAACCAAUGAAACAACUGUCACUGGUUUCUGCGUAGAUGUGUUCAGGGCUGCAAUUGAGGCUUUACCGCACCGUUUACAGUAUGAGUUUAUACCUUUCGUCGAUAGCAAUGGACAGAGUGCUGGGACUUACAACGACCUGAUCUAUCAGGUUUAUCUUAAGAAUUUUGAUGCUGUGGUGGGGGAUGUGACAAUCAUGGCCAACAGAUCAUUGUAUGUUGAUUUCACUGUUACUUAUACCGACUUAGGUGUGGGGAUGAUAGUAAAAAAUGGGAACAACAUGUGGAUUUUCUUGAGACCGCUUACAGUAGAUCUUUGGUUGACAAGUGCUGCCUUCUUUAUUUUCACGGGUUUCAUCAUUUGGGCAAUUGAACGUCCUAUUAACGAUGCUUUCCAUGGUUCACCCCUUCAGCAAAUUGCAACUGUUGUAUGGUUUUCUUUCUCAACCCUCGUCUUUGCUCAACGGGAGAGGUUGUUAAGCAACUUGUCAAAGUUAAUACUGAUCGUAUGGCUCUUUGCGGUUCUCAUAUUGACUUCUAGCUAUACUGCGACGUUGGCUUCAAUGUUGACAGUUCAACAGAUUAAUUUGGCAUCAAAGGAAAUCAACAUAGGAUACCAAUAUGGGUCUUUAAUCCCAGGAGUUAUAAGUAACUUGAAUUUUGAAGAUUACCGUCUCAGGCCAUAUACACUUGAUGGCUACGCUGAAGCUUUAUCAAGAGGGAGUAAAAAUGGUGGUGUGUCUGCUAUUAUUGAUGAGAUGCCAUACCUCAAGAUCUUCCUUUCAAAAUACGCUGGGGAUGGCUACUCCAUUGCUGGGCAUGUGGCAAGUACAAAUGGUUUUGGAUUUGUCUUUCCCAAAGGCUCCCCGCUGGUUCCCGAGAUUUCGAGGCAAAUUAUGGCACUAAGAGAAGAAGGGAAGCUUAGGAGAAUGGAGAGCGCAUGGUUUCCUAAUCAGUCACCUCUUCUCAAUGAUGGAAGUGUCACCUCUAAUAAUCUGAAUGCUCUUAAUCUUGAUAACUUUGGUGGUUUAUUCAUUAUUACCGGGUCUACUUCGUGUUUGGCCGUCCUCUUGUUUUUCAUCUUCAAGCUUCACAAACAAUGGCAGGUUCUGAGAAAUUAUGACCUUCAUUACCUUGUCCAGAAAGGAUAUGAGGUGGUUAACACAUGCGUCAAGGGGAGAAUACGUUCAAGUGCUCAGGAAAGGGGUGUUAUAUAAGUUUUUCCUCAAUGCACAUGUUUUUUUAUAAAUAUACUAGUAUUGGUUGGCAUUAGGGUUUUUAGUUGUUACUAAUAUUAACGACUGUGUAAAUAUUCUAUUUAUAAAAU